UUUUUCACCUAUCCCACUACCUCUAUAUUUUAAUACUUUUCCCAGUUUUUCGUAAAAAACUCUGAAGAAAUAAAACAAGUAUCUAACAAUGUAAGGAGUACUUUAAUUACAGUACUCCGUAGGAAAAGUUGGCCGAAAUUGUUGAAGUUCAAUUUAAUCUCUCUCUCCAGUUUCUCCCACCAAAAGUCAGAAACUAGGUUUCCCCAAAAUUUCCUUCAUUUCUUUCAACAAUUUCUCCCAAAUUCUCUCGUAAACUGCAGUACUGAUUUCUUCUUUCUCUAUCGCUAGAAAUUUAUCAACUUCACUUGCCAUUAACAUGUCGUUUCAAGGCAAGAAACUCAUCAAUGAUCCCAAUGCCGUGGUGACAGAAUUCAUUGAGGGACUGGUGGAAACUUACCCUGGAUUGCAGUAUUUGGAUGGUUUUCCGGAGGUAAAGGUUGUUUUGCGCGCUGAUGUGUCAAGCUCAACUUACGAUCAUGUGUCUGUUAUAUCAGGAGGUGGCAGUGGUCAUGAGCCUGCUCAUGCUGGAUUUGUGGGUCAAGGAAUGCUUACUGCUGCUAUAUGUGGGGAUAUUUUUGCCUCUCCUCCAGUGGAUUCAAUUCUGGCAGGUAUCCGAGCUGUAACUGGGCCCAAGGGAUGCCUUCUAAUUGUCAAGAAUUACACAGGGGAUCGCCUUAAUUUUGGUUUGGCAGCUGAACAAGCAAAAUCUGAAGGUUACAAAGUCGAGAUGGUCAUAGUAGGAGAUGAUUGUGCUUUACCUCCUAGAGGGAUAGCUGGACGUCGAGGUUUGGCGGGAACUAUUUUCGUCCAUAAGGUUGCUGGAGCGGCAGCUGCUGCUGGUUGCUCCCUUACUGAAGUUACAGCUGAAGCUAGAAGAGCAUCUGAAAUGGUUGGAACUAUGGGUGUUGCAUUAUCUGUGUGCACCCUUCCUGGUCAAGUCACAUCAGACCGUUUGGGCCCUGGGAAAAUGGAGCUUGGUCUUGGAAUACAUGGAGAACUUGGUGCUGCUGUGGCUGAUUUGCAACCUGUCGAUGUGGUUGUUGCUCAUGUUCUUAUGCAAAUAUUAUCACCGGAAACUAAGUACGUGCCUAUUGAACGCGGAAAUAAUGUAGUCCUCAUGAUUAAUGGGUUGGGUGCCACUCCUGUGAUUGAACUGAUGGUUGCUGCAGGAAAAGCUGUUCCUAGGUUGCAGUUGGAACAUGGACUUGCUGUUGAUCGAGUGUAUACUGGCUCUUUUAUGACUUCCCUUGACAUGGCAGGAUUGUCAAUUACUGUCAUGAAGGUUGAUGAAGGAAUUCUGCAACGAUUAGAUGCUCCAACAAAGGCUCCAGCCUGGCCUGUUGGUUUGGAUGGUAACCGCCCACCUGCAAAGAUUCCUGUCCCAGUUCCACAAUCUCCAUUAUUAAAGUGCAAUGAGCUCUCUACUCGGCCACAAGAAUUAAGUGAACAAGGUCAUACUCUUGAGGUAGCUAUUGAAGCUGCAGCCAGUGAAUUGAUCAAUAUGAGGGAUGCUCUUAAUGAAUGGGAUAGUAAAGUUGGUGAUGGUGAUUGUGGAUCUACUAUGUUUCGCGGUGCUUCUGCAAUUUUAGAAGACAUGAAAAAAUAUUAUCCUUUGAAUGAUGUAACAGAGACUGUAAAGGAGAUUGGAUCUUCUAUUAGAAGGGUCAUGGGAGGGACAAGUGGUAUAAUAUAUGACAUCCUCUUCAAGGCAGCAUAUGCUGAAUUGAAGUCUACCAACCAGGGCACAGUUACAUCUAAAGAAUGGGUGUUGGCACUUCAGGCCGCUAUUGCUGCUGUGAGUAAGUAUGGAGGGGCGAGUGCUGGCUACCGCACACUAUUAGAUGCUCUUAUUCCAGCUUCAGAAUUACUUCAAGAGAGACUAAAUGCUGGGGAUGAUCCUGUCGAUGCUUUUGCUCUCUCAUCUGAAGCUGCUAUUAGUGGUGCAAUGUCUACCAAGGACAUGCCUGCACAGGCUGGCCGCUCAACAUAUAUUUCCAGUGAUAUUCUAGCUUCAGUUCCAGAUCCUGGUGCUAUGGCUGCUGCUUCAUGGUAUAAAGCAUCAGCUUUGGCUGUCAAGAAGCUUCAACGGACUUCAUAGUAUACUCCAUCUGUUGCAAAGUUUUCUUUCUGCCCCCUUUUCGGCCACUCAACCUAUACUUCCUGUGAUAUUUACCUUCUGUUCCAGAUCCUGGUGCUAUGGCUACUGCCUCCUGGUAUAGAACAGCAGAAUUGGCUGUCAAGAAGUUUUACCAAACUUGAUAGUCUAGUUUAUUUGUUGCCAAGAUUUUUCGUUGCCCCCCUUUUUUUGGCCGCAGAGCUAAAUUGAUGUAUAAUCUUGUGCAUAUGACAACUGCAGUUGACAUCAGUUCAUCUGCUUACUUCUAUGUAUCCUUGAAUCAAUCAGAUUUUACUGUUACAAUCCAUUGGCUUCCUUUGAGAAUGUGUUUUACUCUUGUCUGAAUUUAAUUUUAUACUAUUAUGUGCCCGUGUUGCUGCA
Messenger RNA from Chenopodium quinoa (quinoa), 2497 nucleotides. Its product is annotated as putative 3,4-dihydroxy-2-butanone kinase. NCBI's taxonomy places the organism in Eukaryota, Viridiplantae, Streptophyta, Magnoliopsida, Caryophyllales, Amaranthaceae. The transcript has 20 exons. Gene Ontology annotation, cellular component: cytosol. The record is from RefSeq and is a predicted model, not a curated record. The coding region runs from base 317 to 2098 and encodes 593 amino acids. Gene Ontology annotation, molecular function: glycerone kinase activity; ATP binding. Gene Ontology annotation, biological process: glycerol catabolic process.